AUGAGUGAUGGAAAGCUAUUUGUCAAGUCCAAAUCAUCCGAAAUAAAGGUUGAAUUGGAUCAAGCGUUAAAGAAAUCAAAACCUCAUGCUAAAGUGAAAAUUGUCCUCAAAAAGCUUGUUGCCAACGUCAUACUUAAUAAUACUGAGAUCGUGAACUUAUUACCUGAUAUCAUCAAGUUAUUAAAGUUUGAUGAUUUGGAGAUAAGGAAGUUAUCAUCUCAUUUCAUCAUAAGCUAUGCUCCGCAGAAUCCAACAUUAGCAAAAGAAGCAGUUCCAUAUUAUAAACGAUUUCUUGAAGAUGCUUCUCCUAAUUUGAGAUCAUUAUCCAUAAGGACGUUGUCUACUGUUCCAAUUAAAGAAUAUCAAGACGUUGCCUUUGGUGCAGUUACUCAUUUAUUGGAUGAUAAUGAUAUCAAUGUGAAGAAGACUGCAAUUUAUUCUGUUUCUAGACUUUUCCAACAUAAUCCCCACAAAGCAACAAAACUUAACUUGAUAGGCAGUUUGAAUGAAUUACUAUAUGAUCAUCAUCAAGUCAUUGUGUCUAAUACUUUAGCGGCUUUGAAUUCUAUCACAGAGAAUAAUAAGGAAUUAUCAUUGACCAUCGAUAAAGCUCAUUCAAUGGCUUUGAUUUCACAUCUUACUGUUGCCAAUGAAUGGUGUCAAGUUUAUAUUUUGAAUUCAUUAAUGUCAUACGUCCCUCAAACUUCAGAUGAAGCAUUGGAAUUAAUUGAAGCAUGUUUACCCUCAUUACAGCAUGAAAAUUCUUCCGUGGUAUUGAAUGCCAUUAAGGUUAUUAUUUACUUUUGCAAUUAUGUUAAAAACCCUCAAUUGGUAAUACCUACUCUUCCUAAUAGAUUAGGGGGAUCCCUAGUAUCAUUACUUGCUAAGCCUUCCGAAAUACAAUUCCUUGUGCUUAGAAAUAUCAUAUUGUUAUUAUUAGGUAGAAAAAAUUUACUUAAUCUAGAAGUGGAAAUGUUCUUUUGUAAGUAUGAUGAUCCAAUUUAUGUCAAAGAUACAAAGUUAGAGAUCAUAUACUUAUUGGCCAAUGCUCACAAUAUACAUGCUGUCAUAAGAGAACUUGAAGAAUAUGCCACCGAAGUGGAUGUAUCUAUGGCUAGGAAAGCUAUUAGAGCUUUUGGGAACCUUGCCGUUAAAUUAUCUGGAGCUGCUGAACAAUGUGUUGAAGUUUUAUGUGACUUAGUAGGGAAUGGUAUACCAUAUAUUGUUCAAGAAUCAACCACAUAUCCUGGAAGAUUUGAAUUCGCAGUUGAAUCAUUACUAGAACAAUAUACAUUGAUCGAUGAACCUGAUGCUAAGACUUCUUUUAUUUGGAUAGUGGGUCAAUAUUGUAAUGAUCAUGAAAGAAGUUUAAAAAUUUUAGAUGAUUUAUCAACAAACUUUAAAGAAGAACCAGUUGAAGUGCAAUAUUCAUUGUUAACGGCUGUUACAAAAUUGUAUUUAAAAUAUCCUACCGGUGGAGAAGCAUUAAUGUUGAAAGUUUUAAAAUGGGCAACUGAAGAAGUUGAUAAUCCAGAUAUAAGAGAUAGAGCCUAUAUCUAUUGGAGAUUGUUAUCAUCUGGAUCAGGGUCUAAUGGAGAUUUCCAAGAAGAAUCCAAACAAAUUAUUUUAAAUCCUAAUCCAAGUAUUUCUUCUGAAAAUGACAAUAUCGAUCCAAAGAUAUUAGAAGAAUUGGAAUUAAAUAUCGGUAGUCUUGCAUCAAUCUAUUUAAAACCUGUUCAGCAUGUUUUCCGUUUAAGUAAAAGAAAAGUGUUGGUACCAAGUCCAGCUUUACAACCAAGACCUAUUCAAGCCUCAGUUUCAGAAGAGGAUGAUGUUAUUGAUAACAAUUCACAUACACCUGUGAUAGCACCAAGAGUUUCAAAUAGUAACCAUACGGCAGCAACAAGAAAUCCAUCAACGUUAUCUAGUAGAAAUUCCAUCAUUUCUGGACAAAAAUCAUUUGAUUCUGCAAGUUCAGGUACUGAUGAUAAACGAGAAGGAUUUACCAAAAGAUUAUCGAGAAGGGCUUCUCUAAUAACCAAUAAAUUAUCAAAAACUUAA
This is a messenger RNA of Scheffersomyces coipomensis, 2061 nucleotides long. RefSeq lists its product as uncharacterized. Gene Ontology annotation, molecular function: clathrin binding. NCBI's taxonomy places the organism in Eukaryota, Fungi, Ascomycota, Pichiomycetes, Serinales, Debaryomycetaceae. Gene Ontology annotation, cellular component: membrane coat. The coding region runs from base 1 to 2061 and encodes 686 amino acids. The record is from RefSeq and is a predicted model, not a curated record. Gene Ontology annotation, biological process: intracellular protein transport; vesicle-mediated transport. The transcript has 2 exons.